Messenger RNA from Glossina fuscipes, 3508 nucleotides. RefSeq names its product pre-mRNA-processing factor 6 (gene Prp6). The transcript is spliced from 5 exons. Gene Ontology annotation, molecular function: protein binding. Gene Ontology annotation, cellular component: catalytic step 2 spliceosome; U4/U6 x U5 tri-snRNP complex. Gene Ontology annotation, biological process: spliceosomal tri-snRNP complex assembly; mRNA splicing, via spliceosome. Lineage: Eukaryota; Metazoa; Arthropoda; Insecta; Diptera; Glossinidae. The record is from RefSeq and is a predicted model, not a curated record. Bases 139 to 2934 code for a protein of 931 amino acids.
UUGAGAGAUAAUACUCGUAUGUGUAGAAAAAUAUAUAUUAAGCUGAAGCAAUUAUAGAAAACAGUAACUGAAACACAACAAUUAUUACUUUUGCUCUCAUCUGAAAAUAAAACAAAUAAAUUGUGAAUUUGUUAAAUUAUGGCGAAUAUAACAGCAGCGGUUAUAGCGAACCGCAAUAAAAAGCAUUUUCUUGGCGUGCCAGCUCCCUUAGGUUAUGUUGCCGGCGUAGGUCGUGGAGCCACUGGAUUUACUACUCGAUCUGAUAUUGGUCCAGCACGAGAUGCGAAUGACGUAUCUGAUGAUCGCCACGCACCACCUGCCUCAAAACGUAAGAAAAAGGAUGAAGAAGAAGAGGAGGAUGAAGAUUUGAAUGAUUCGAAUUAUGACGAGUUCUCUGGCUACAGUGGGUCAUUAUUUUCAAAAGAUCCUUACGAUAAAGACGACGAAGAAGCGGAUGCCAUUUACGAUUCUAUUGACAAGCGUAUGGAUGAAAAGCGUAAAGAGUAUAGAGAUCGUAGGCUAAGAGAAGAUUUGGAACGAUAUCGCCAAGAGAGACCAAAAAUUCAGCAACAAUUCUCGGAUUUGAAAAGAUCGUUAGCCACGGUAACUGCGGAAGAAUGGUCUAAUAUCCCCGAAGUGGGCGACAGUCGUAAUCGUAAACAGCGUAAUCCCCGAGCAGAAAAAUUUACACCUCUACCAGAUAGUGUAUUGGUUCAUAAUUUGGGCGGAGAAACAACUUCAGCCAUAAACCCCUCGUCAGGAUUAGCAUCAAUGGUUCCUGGAGUAGCUACGCCUGGUAUGUUAACGCCUACUGGAGACUUAGAUCUGCGUAAAAUUGGCCAAGCCCGGAACACGUUAAUGAAUGUGAAGUUAUCUCAAGUAUCUGAUUCAGUCACUGGUCAGACAGUGGUUGAUCCUAAAGGAUAUCUUACUGACUUGCAAAGCAUGAUUCCUACGUAUGGAGGAGAUAUUAACGAUAUAAAGAAAGCUCGUUUGCUCUUAAAGAGUGUUAGAGAAACUAACCCUAAUCAUCCACCUGCGUGGAUUGCCUCCGCCCGUUUGGAAGAAGUCACAGGAAAAGUGCAAAUAGCUCGUAAUUUGAUAAUGCGGGGUUGUGAGAUGAAUCCCCAGUCUGAGGACCUUUGGUUAGAAGCAGCACGUCUGCAGCCAAUCGAAACUGCUAAAGCGGUGAUUGCUCAAGCUGCACGACAUAUUCCCACUUCUGUGCGCAUUUGGAUCAAGGCUGCAGAUUUGGAAAUGGAAGUUAAAGCAAAGCGGAGAGUUUAUCGAAAAGCUUUGGAACACAUACCCAAUUCAGUUCGUUUAUGGAAAGCAGCCGUAGAACUAGAAAAUCCAGACGAUGCUCGAAUUUUAUUGUCUCGAGCCGUCGAGUGCUGCAACACUAGCGUAGAAUUAUGGCUAGCUUUAGCAAGACUUGAAACAUAUGAUAACGCUAGAAAAGUUUUGAACAAAGCUCGAGAAAAUAUUCCGACUGAUCGCCAAAUAUGGACUACUGCUGCGAAAUUAGAAGAAGCUAACAACAAUAUUCACAUGGUUGAGAAAAUUAUUGAUCGCUCGCUUACUUCUCUGGCAGCCAACGGUGUUGAAAUCAACAGGGAGCAUUGGUUCCAGGAGGCAAUAGAAGCAGAAAAAUCUGGAGCAGUACGUUGUUGUCAGGCCAUUAUUAAGGCAGUCAUAGGGAUAGGUGUAGAAGAGGAAGAUCGUAAACAAACGUGGAUGGACGAUGCGGAAUAUUGUGCGAAAGAAAAUGCCUUUGAAUGUGCGCGUGCUGUUUACGCUCACGCUUUACAAAUUUUUCCAUCCAAGAAAAGCAUUUGGUUGAGAGCCGCCUAUUUUGAAAAAAAUCAUGGUGCACGCGAAUCUCUAGAAGCGUUACUGCAAAAAGCUGUAGCACAUUGCCCGAAAUCGGAAGUAUUAUGGCUGAUGGGAGCCAAGUCGAAAUGGUUAGCUGGGGAUGUACCUGCUGCUCGAGGAAUACUUUCGUUAGCCUUCAAAGCCAAUCCCAAUUCGGAAGAUAUUUGGCUAGCAGCUGUCAAAUUAGAAUCAGAAAAUUCUGAGUAUGAGAGGGCUCGCCGCUUGCUAGCUAAAGCGCGUGGAUCGGCUCCAACUCCUCGUGUUAUGAUGAAAUCCGCACGCUUAGAGUGGGCUCUUGAUCGAUUAAGUGACGCCUUGCGAUUAUUAGACGAAGCUGUUGAAGUUUUUCCUGAGUUUUCUAAACUAUGGAUGAUGAAAGGACAAAUUGAAUAUCAGCAGAAGCGCAUCGAAGAAGCCAGUCAAACUUACAAUCAAGGCAUAAAAAAGUGUCCGUCUUCAGUUCCGUUAUGGUUACUUUCAGCUAACUUGGAAGAAAAUCGGGGUGCUCUAACUAAGUCACGGUCUAUUUUAGAAAGGGGUCGCUUGCGCAAUCCAAAAACACCUAAGCUAUGGUUAGAGGCUAUCCGUGUAGAACUGCGUGCAGGCCUUAAGGAGAUUGCGGGCACUAUGAUGGCGCGAGCGCUUCAAGAGUGUCCUAACUCUGGCGAGUUGUGGGCUGAAGCAAUUUUCAUGGAAUCUAAACCAUCAAGAAAAACAAAAUCUGUAGAUGCUCUCAAACGAUGUGAACAUGACCCGCACGUGCUUUUGGCCGUAUCAAAAUUAUUUUGGUCUGAACAUAAAUUUUCAAAAUGUCGGGAUUGGUUUAAUCGAACGGUGAAAAUUGAUCCUGAUUUGGGAGACGCUUGGACUUAUUUCUAUAAAUUCGAACUGCUCCAUGGUAGUGAAACUCAACAAAAAGAGGUAUUGGAGCGUUGUAUUGCAGCCGAACCGAAGCACGGUGAAGUUUGGUGUACGGUCAGCAAAAAUAUUAAGAAUUGGUGCUUUAAAACUCCUGACGUUUUAAAAGCUGCGAUCAAGGAGCUUGCUAUACCCAUAUAAGAUUUCUUUCAAGUUACUUAAAAAAAAAAGAAGAAAACUCAUUCUUGGCAUUACCAAUUGUAAUUAAGAAAUAAUUUUUAAAACAAUUUCGAUGGGUUGUUAAAGAAGUGCAUGUUUCUUAAGUUUUUUAAGCAAAUUUGCCAAAAGUUACUUUCCGUGAUGUAAAAAACCCCAAUAUCAAAUAUGAAUUUAAUAUUACAAAAAAGCGUCAAAUUAACGAUUUUUUUUUAAAGAUAAGUAUUCGUUUUUCGAGAAUUCAUCUUCAGAAUACAUUUUCAAAGAUAGAAGGUGAACUAAAUGUUGACCUUAAAAGAUCUGCUGAAGACCAUGUCAAGAUUAAAAAUGAAGAGCGACAUUGGAAGUGACCGCAUCCAUGCUAUACAAUUAUAGUAAAGUAUUCGUUAAUUUUAUGUGCAUGUAUUAGUAAAUUAUUACUUCUGCGUACGUAUUUAUAUAUUAACUAUUUGUAAAUAUCUUCAAAUACAUCAUAAAUAAAUUCACAGCGUCAUCUCUUACAAGCUACUAGCUAUUAAACCAUUAAAAAUUGUCGAACAUUUUCAAUUUACUUGAUGUU